This is a messenger RNA of Malania oleifera, 2836 nucleotides long. RefSeq names its product probable hexosyltransferase MUCI70. NCBI's taxonomy places the organism in Eukaryota, Viridiplantae, Streptophyta, Magnoliopsida, Santalales, Ximeniaceae. The coding region runs from base 850 to 2613 and encodes 587 amino acids. The record is from RefSeq and is a predicted model, not a curated record. The transcript has 9 exons.
AUAUUCGGUAUGUCUGUCACCUUACCUUAAUAAAAGAGGGGGCAUUGUCACGUACUUCCAUAAUAACAUUAACAAUUCAGAAAAAAGGGGGCAGCAAACCACCGUGACUAUUCGCAAAAUUUCUAGAUUUGUAGAUGGAAACCCUAGAAUUUGAAUUUGCGCCUGGACAUUGGAGGGCGUAUAUGCACACGUGAGCCAUCCAUCUCUGAUUGGGCGCUUAAUGAAGGAUGUUUCGAUUUUGAAAUUCAUGAAGGUUUGAUCAUCUCUGAAAAUUAUACGAGUUAUUUUUUUGUUUGGGCUUCGAAGUGGAUUUUGUUUUCUGACGUGAUUCUGCUUUGUAAUUGGUUUUUUCGAUCUAUGAAUGCUGAUUGGAUGGUGGAUUGUGAUUGGUGUCGUUGUGGGAAAUGAUACUUAUUUCCACUCACUGGUGAAAAAAAUUGACCUUUUGGCGUGGAUUGUGUUUAAUGUGAAGCAAUAUUAGUUGUUUAUUUGUGGAGCGAUUGUGGCGUUUGAUUUGAAACAGUGAAUCGGAUUGCAUUGGAUUUUGAGAGAACAUCUUCCAGAAAAAUGCCAAUUUGAGCGGUGGCUAGCUUUGGGGAGUGGUUUGUUGAUGCGUUUGGGUGUAUAUGACGUUGAUAUCGUAUAUUUGUGAUUUUACUGUACUUGGACGGUGGGUUUAAUUCUGGAAAUUAGAUUGCUGCUAGGUUUGGUGUAUUGCAUUUUUUUUUCCGUUGUUGGAGGAAUCACUGAAUCAUCAAUUUAGCAGUGUGAAGAAAUUGUGGUUUUUGUGAAUGAGGGCUUUUAAGGGGAAAAGGAGAUGAUAGGUGAACUCUUGGGUUCAGAGGUACCAUGACUGGAGGGGCAUUGGGUUUACGUACAGGGAGUUAUGGAUCAUUGCAGCUACAAACAUAUAAUGGUGCCUUGCGGGCCCAAUCAACCGCAAUUCUUGUGCGCAAGCCUUCAAAGCUGCUCCUUUCUAGUUCAAGAGAGAAGGAAAGGUUACUGCCACUCAUUUGCAGAUAUUUAGGUCGAAGGAGAAUUGGAAUGCUUGUUUUGGUUGUCUUUGCUCUUUUAAUGUUUGUGGCGAGCUUCUUUACAGUAGAUAAAGAUGCACCAGGAAGUUCUGGUUCAACCAUUGCUCAACGUCUCCAAAAUAUAAGGCCUUAUGAGUAUAAUGGAUCAAGUUUUCCUGUGACUUUACAUUUUCCUGUAAAAGAAGAUAACCAGAAGGGUAAUCCAUCUGUACUGGUGACUGCAACGGAAUUUGGUGGGAAUAAAGCCCAGCCUCAUCCUCCUGUGAUUUCUCAUCAGUGCGCAAAUUUUGCCUUUCCUCCUCCUCCUCCAUCUGGUGGAAAAAGGAUUGGACCACGGCCAUGUCCUGUUUGUUACCUUCCUGUCAAAGAAGCUAUAGCUAGUAUGCCAAGCUCUCCACAAAUAUCUCCUGUUCUUCGUAAUUUGAAUUAUUUUCAUGAGGAAAACCCAAUUAAAACUGAAUCGCAUGGAGGCUCUGACUUUGGUGGAUAUCCUUCUCUAAAGCAAAGGAAUGAGUCUUUUGAUGUAAAAGAGUCAAUGAUGGUGCAUUGUGGGUUUGUCAAAGGAAACAGACCUGGUCACCAGACGGGGUUUGACAUUGCUGAAGAAGAUCUCACUGAGUUGGAGCAGUUUCAUGAUGUUGUUGUUGCAUCAGCCAUAUUUGGGAACUAUGACAUAAUACAACAGCCCAAGAAUAUCAGUGAAGCAGCAAGGGAAAAUGUUCCAUUUUAUAUGUUUAUUGAUGAAGAGACAGAAGCAUAUAUGAAGAAUUCUAGUGCCUGGGACGGCAGUAAGAUGAUUGGAUUGUGGAGAAUUGUUGUUGUCCACAAUAUUCCUUAUAAUGAUGCAAGACGCAACGGAAAGGUUCCAAAGCUUCUACUACAUAGAAUCUUUCCCAAUAUCCGAUAUUCAAUAUGGAUUGAUGGAAAGCUUCAACUUGUUGUGGAUCCUUAUCAAAUUCUUGAGAGGUUUUUGUGGCGACAAAAUGCUAGUUUUGCAAUCUCAAGACACUAUAGACGUUUUGAUGUGUUUGUAGAAGCUGAAGCAAAUAAAGCUGCAGGGAAAUAUGACAAUUCCUCCAUUGAUUACCAGAUUGACUUCUAUAGAAAAGAGGGUUUGACACGGUAUUCUGAGGCCAAACUUCCUAUAACAAGUGAUGUUCCUGAAGGUUGCGUAAUUAUACGGGAACACAUUCCCAUUACGAACCUGUUCACCUGUUUGUGGUUCAAUGAAGUAGAUCGUUUUACUGCUAGAGAUCAGCUAAGCUUUUCCACUGUGCGGGAUAAAAUUAUGUCCAAAGUUAACUGGAAUGUCAGCAUGUUCAUGGACUGUGAAAGGCGUAGUUUUGUAAUUCAGGCAUACCAUAGAGAGCUAUUGGAGCACAUGAGACCUGCAGCUCGGGCAUCCGUUUCUCCUCGAUCAAUUGAGAAGCCAUCAUCAGUUGUAGGUACUGGGAAUGUCACUGGAAGGGUUCCAGGGAGGAAAAAUCCUUCAAAACGUGGAAGAGGAGACAGGAGAUCUGGUUCGAGGCAUCACCGGAAAGUCGUUGUCGGUAAAAGAGACAACAUUUUUUCGAAUUGAAUAUAUCCUUUGGGCAAGGAUUUAUUAAUUCUUUCGUUCUUUCCUAUUUCAUUUUAGUCAUCAGAUCAAAGGGAAGGAGCACAUUGGGCAUGCCUGUGUACAUCCGAAGAUAGAAAUGGCUCAAAUUCUUGUUUGGAAACUGUCAAUAUAUUAUUCUUUUUUUUUUUUUUCUCCCGUUGUAAAUAUUUUAAUUCCUAAUAAAAUUUCAUACAAAUUUUUGCCA